AUGACUACAAAGUUACGACUUGCGUCGUCUGGAGGCGAUGUAAAGAUUUGGGACAUGCCAGAAUUGAACAUAGCGAAAGCCUUCAGCCCUCACUCUCAACCUGUGGGUUCGUUGUGUUGGAGCCCCAACAGUAUCUUUUGCUUUAUAUCAUAGUGUGUUUUAUUCGUCUAGACGAUCCUAUCUCGUUAAAUGAUAUAUUUUACAUUUGUCAGUAUUCUCUCCAUGUAUUUAUUCAAGCUUGCGGUAUGAAAUGGCCUCAAUUAAUGAUUGUUUUCGUUUAAAGAAUCUUUCGGGCAGUGGAUACUUUUAAUUAUUUGAAUUGCUAAUAUUGUAGUUGGAGUUCAUGCGAUAUUUACACUUAAAGAUGAUGCCACAAAAGGGUUCGCCAAGGCUAUGGAAAACUAAGAAGGAACCAGAUUAUGGGUGUGGGCAUAAAGAGCCAUGGAAAAUGUUCUGAAAACUAUUCUUCUGUGAGUGAAAAAAGAAAGAAGUACAUUUCUGCUAAUGAUUAUUUUUACUUAAUCUUGAGACCAAACUUUCAAUCCAAAGUAAUCAUGAACAUCAAAAAAGUAUUGGAAAAGGUCAUAGAAUCUUGUGAUAUCUUAUAAAUUAAAGUGUAGUAAAUCUCUUUGAAGAGUAGGAUCUUCUCUGUGAAGAAAAAAAAAAUCUCUGUUGUUACAAAUGAGCCAUUGUUGAACCAGAUGACAGUCUCAUUCCAACAUCCUAAAUUUUUGCUACAAAAGAGAGGUUUUAAAUUGCUUAGAACAAAAUGACUUGUUGGCUAUUGUGCAGUGAGGGUAGAGUUGCAUGUCGUAUGGAAGGUGCUUGGACACAAAAACAAAACUAAACAAGAUACAGUGGAGUCUAAACCUUCCAAAGCCUCAGGAGGAGAGUUUUAAACUCAAUGAAUGGGAAUUCCCUCUCUUUUGAACAAAGUGUAAUAACAUUACCAGUUCUUUCAGCCUUGAUAGGGUAGAUGUUAUUUAUUAAAUUUUUAAAAUUUUUUUCUGAUGAAGCAAGUGUAGCUUUGGGAGGGAAGGAUUGCUCAAAGACUUUCUUGUUGGAUGAAAAAUUUCCUCCUCUCUGAGAAUAAACAUAGAAGAAAGUUAUAUAGGGAUGACAAUGCUUACAAACUUAUAACAUAAUGAUAAGGUUCUGAAUCAGUCCCGGAACAGUUUGCCAACACUCCUCCUACCCAAGAGUUUUUCUUAGCAGACUGUAAUUGUCCCUAAGUGUGGUGGAUGUUAGAAAAUCUUACAUAAUAUAUGAAUCUUGGAAUCGGUUAUUAGAAUACCACUGUAGUUCUUUCUUUAGUUGAUGUGGGAAUUUUGUCGAACAGUGAAUCCUUAACAUUGUCAGAUCAGUGUUUGGCUAGUGCUGCUAAUGACAAAGUUGUUGUCACAUAUAUUAAGGGCGAUGAGUAUGAUACUGCUGAAAUUACUGCUGGGGUGAGUGCAAUUGCUUUAAGUUCAUGUUGCUUAACAAUUCCUUGUUAAGGAAACCACUAACUCUCUUUUUGAUAGAUAUUAUCAAAGCUUUCUGUAACUAUUUAUAUUUUUCAUUUAGUUCUUACAAGAAUUAUGUCAUGCUCAUUUGCUUUAAUAUAUUCUUUGAAAAUUUCAGGAAGGAAACACUUGUGUGGCCUUUAAUUCAUCUUCUCGUUAUUUGCUUACUGGUGGAAAUAGUAAAACUCUUAAUAUUUGGGACAUGAAAACAAAAAGUGUAAAGAAAACAUAUAAGGUAAGUCACAAUAUGAAGAGAAACCUCAAUUGUUUCGUGAGAAAUGACUCAUUUUUUAAUAGAUUACUUUGAAUUCACAUAAGGAAGUAAAAUUGACUUCAAUUUCAAUAUCUUUAUGAUGAAAUUUCAAAUUUAGAAAGCAUCCCAACCUAAAUUGUCUCUUCUGGGCUGAGAUCAUCAAUAUUUAUAAAGAAUACACAAAAAAAGUGUGUCCACAUGCUAUUUAUGCAUAGGUUGGAAAGAAUCAGAAAUCUCAUGAGUGAGCACAGCUAACAAGUGAGAUACAAGGGUAUUGUGUCUUGUGCCCUCCCUCAUCUGAUACUUUUGUCUAUUUUCAUCACCAGUUUGCUGGAUAGUGUAGUGAAAUUGUGACUAGUUUCUUAUACUUUUAAUUUGUUUGUCACUUUUGUAGCAGGUAUACAAUACCUUGUUAGUAAUUAUAGUAAACUGUUAUCAUGGUAUUGUAUAAACAACUACUUCUGAACACUUUCAAAAAUGGCCGAAAAAUCAAGGGGUCGUUCUUGCUCUGAGCCUUUCAAUUGUAGUACGUGUAUUUUUGGCUGGAUUUGCCAAUGAAAUGGACACUAAAGUAAACUGGUACAUAAUUUAUUUAACAGGAUCACAAGGACAUUGUGUCUUGUGUAGCUUUUAACUGGAAUGACACAUCUAUUGCGUCAGGGUCAGUGAAUGGAGACAUACUUCUUCACAAUGUUAUGACAGGACAAGCCUCAGAUCCUCUUAGAUUAGCCAAAACACAGGUAUGUAGUAGAUGUACCCUGGGAUGUUUUUCUGUCAUUUUUCAUUGUACAUGUAUGGACUAUUAGAUUUAGGCUAAGAACUACUGUAGUUCUGUAUUAUUCCAAUUUUUUGCCUUUCUGAUACAACAUUGGCUACUUCAGGGAAUGUAAAUAAAAUAUACCACUCUGCUUGAUUUCAAAGCAAUGUAGGUGAUGUUAUCAUGCGAUAGAACACUUGAGCCAUGACAAGUUGUCUGUAAAAAAACAUCCCAACAUUAGCAUUGAUGUCAAAACUAUUGUACAGGAAAACCACCCUGUCAACUUAUGAUCAAUUUAGGCAUUUGAAAGUGUACACCCAAACUUAAUCCUGGGGUAGAAUGCAUUGAACUUAGAGACCUUUUAUUUUAAACUAGACUGUUCAGAUCUUUUGUUUUCACUAUUACUCAUAAGGAUUUUCUUUGUUAUUGUGUGUGAGCAUUGCCACAUUUGGAACUCAUUGUCCCUAUUUUUUUUCUAAUUAUUUGUAUCACCUACAUUGCUUUUAUAUCAUGCAUAAUGAUCAGAAUUGCUAAAUAAAAAGAAAUUCUGUAGCACAAGGGCCUCAGUCAAAUCGUCCAUGUAAUCAACAUGCUACUGAAGGACAACUUUAAACAAAUAUUGAAUUUUUUACUUUUUUAAAUUUCAUGUUUGAUUUGAAAUGUCUUUUGGCCAAGAAUCAUAGUUACUGGUUGUCUAGAAAAUUAAAAUGAAACUAUUAUCACAGAAAAAAGUACAUGAAGUUUGGAAAGGAAUGCACCUGCAUAUCAACAUGUGUUGCACUUAUUCAAGUUUCUGUGUUCAAUUUGUCUCUUAGGUUGACCCACCCCCUCUCAAUAUUGAAGUAUCACAAGAUAAUUAGAGUGGCACUUCAAUAAAUUUUUUGAUGAAAGAAAUUUCCUUGUUUUUCUUAUCAUAACAGUAAAAGAAUAGUUGCAAUUGAAUAAACCCUCACAAUUCUACAAGCAGUCAAAGCUAAAUUUUUUAUGUUCACAAUGGCACAUCUUGCAUCUUGGGUCAGGCAAGGUUGUUAUGUCAUCCCAGGAACCAUGCCACAAGGCUGUAAUGCCAAGACAGGAAAUACUUUUUGGGAAUUUCACUUUCUUUAAACAUCAAAGACUUUCCAUAAAGCCAAGUCAUAUAAAGACUCAAACUCGUACAGUGACAAUAUGACUCUGAAGUAUUCAAACCUUCUAAUAUAUUGGAAUAUGACACAGAUAGAGAAAAUCAAUUGUGUGCCCAAAUCAAAGGCUUGAUAUAAUCAUUGGAACGUGGACACAACUGAGAAAAAACUCUAUUGGACUCUUACAAGCUCAUCUCAAGAAGGGCACAUGCCCAAAAAGUCUAAGAUACAAUGCAAGUGUGAACAUUGCAUUUGAGAAAGAUUUUAAAUCAGAUAUCUAAGCAUGAUGAAGAAGUAGAGCAUGACCUUGCAGAAGUACUGGUGAAGAUUGAUGUAGUAGAAUUUUCAAAGAACAUAGAAUUAGUGGCCAUAGAUUCAAGCUAUUUAGAAGUAAUUGAGGUAAAUAAAUUAGCCUUGGAAGCAAAAGCUAAAAUGAACAAAGGUAACAAGCUUCUUGUAAAUUUGGGAACAUCAGCAGGCAAUAGAGAAACUGAAUCUCAUACUUGUACAUUCACUGCCUCCUUAGAAAUGAACAGCAAGAGUGAAACAUAACCCAAAUAAAAUAAAAGCAGCUGAAGACUGCACAAAGAAAAAAACCCAAACAAACAAACGAAAAAACAAAAAAGCAAAAGACAAAGGUCAAAGGAUUAAAGCAUGAGUCACACAAACAGCACACCGAGAACCUGUCAUACAAAACAACAGAUGAACAAAUUCACAGCUGGUAAAUCUGCCUCAGAAAAAGUGAGCAUAGUUGAGAGAUUCACAGGGAAUUGAUCCUUGACACACAGACACAUUACAGAGAUAUGGUGAUCCACCAAUACACACUUUUUUUUUUUGCAUUAUCCUUCAGGCAAAAUGAUUUGUUAUAGGAGAAGUGUUAGGCUUCCUAAGAACAAAUUUUUCAUGCUCUACAUUUGCAAAGACAUUUAGAUUGUAAAAAUACACUUUGAGAAUAGAGGACACCUAGAUGAAAUUUUAGAGAAAUGUAUUUCUGAAGUUUAUUCUACUGGGAGAGAAAAGUCACUCAAAAACAAAGAAAAAGUUGGUUGUAGUGUGUGUUGGGUUGUAGUGUGACUGCUUUCUAACUAAAUGAUGUGAAUAAUGUUGAAUUGGUUCUUGGGAUUAUGUCAUAAGCCAACCCACCCCAUUUCCCCUAUUUCUCAGUCAUAAACAUGAUUAAGGCCAAUUUUUUGGGUCUUUGAAUACUUAUUUUAAAAAAAAAAAGCUAAUUAAAAUAGAUGCAACAUUAAUUGUUUUGGACUUUGUUAUCAGUAAGACAAGGAAUAAAUUUUGGUGGGAAAAAAAUUUGGGGGGUUAGUUGCAGUUUCAGUCCUAAUUUAAAACAUUUCUGUGUUGUGCAAUAUUAUAUCAGGGCAUGGGAGCGGGAAAAGAAGCAAAACAAGUGUUUCCAGCAGUACAUUUAUCCUACCAAAACCUUAGACAUUGACCAUAUAUUUAGAUUAUUGUGAUUUAUGUGGUAGUGGUCUUUUGUGAUUUUAAAGUGGUAGUUGUUUUGAUCCAUAGUGUACCAUUAUAGCUGAAACUCUCAAACAUGGUUAUUUUAUCCUUUUAGUUCUUUUUUGUAAUGUUAGCUCAGGAGUAUCCAUCUAAAGGAGCUUGAAAUGUCUAAUAAAGAUAACAGAAUUGUAACACUCAGAGCAGAGCAACGGUUAAACUGCAGUUUAUUAUGAGCUGACAAAAGGAAGUACAUGAUGGAAAUGAAUUUUUUUUUUUACAGGCAGUGCGAGACAUUCAGUUUUCACACUUCAAAAAGAGUUUAUUGGGUGCUGUUAGUGAUGAUGGAGCUCUUAAUCUUUGGGAUUCUAACACAAAAAAACUAUCAACAUCAUUUGCCUCUGAUCACAAAGGACCUGCAACAGGAUUAAGUUUCUCACCCAUGAAUGAUAUGCUUCUGUGUAGUGUGGGACUCGACAAAAGAAUUGUGUUCUAUGAUGUUCAGCAGAAAAAGUAAUGUAGUACUAUUACACCAUUAUCAUGUUGUAAUAAAUAAUAGAUAAACCCUUUGGAUCAUAAGCAGCCCAAAAUUAAUCUUUCCAUUUUAUCUGAUGCAGUACAUGUUUAUAUGCAUCACUACACACACUACUAUCUUCUCUUUUUGUUUUGUUUUUUUUUUUGUUUGCUUGCUUUUUCUAACAUUAAUACUACGUUUUUUCCCUGUAAUUUUUAUUUGGUGGCCUUUUCAACACCUUAGAAAUAAUGUUUGUUAUUUUUGAUAAACCUCCUUUGGUGAUUAUAUAUUCUUUAAUAACUAAAAUUCAGUUGUUACAGUUUUUUUGAUGUUAAUCCUCAAUGAAGCCCUUCCUUCUAGAACUUCAAGCUUCUAGUGAGCCACUUCCCCUAACAAACUUCCGAAACAAAAUGUCACAUGAGAUAAUGAUGCUAUGCAAAGGGCUCUGUUGUAGUUUAAAAUUAAUUUCAGGUCAGAAUGAUUAAAACUAGUUUCAAUUGAUAUAAUUUUUUUCUUUUGCUAGUUACAUUUCAGUCUUUUUAAGAAGCAAAAAUGGAAAUCAGACUAGUUUGAGAUCACUUUGAGCUGAUAUCUUGUUAAACUACAGUGUAUAUAACAGUUGGAUUGUAUUGCAAUACAUUUAGGCCAAGCAACCAACAGUUUAGUUCAAAUUGUCCUUUUAUCUUACUGUUGUUAUUUAUUUUCUCUUUGUUUUAAAUAGUGUAAGUCAACACCUCAUACCCUUUGUAAAAACCCAUCCAUGAAACAGAUGUCCACUUAAUUCUAACCUUAGCUUGGAUAACUAUCGUGAACUACCACAUGUACAUGUAGGUGGUUCAUACAUGCCUUCUUUUAUUUCAUUACACCUGAAAAGGAAGACAAGGUUUGUUUCCACUGUCAUUCAUUUUUUUGCUGUUUCUUCAAAGGUCAGUUAAAGUUAUGAUGGCAGAAUCUCCCCUGACAUCUGUUGAUUUUAUGUCUGAUGGAGGAACAUUGGCAGUUGGUUCAACUAGAGGUAUAGUUGUGUUUGUCCGUUGUUUUGUUUUUGUUUUUGUUUUUAUGAGUCACAUGUAUUUACUUUCCUUUUUUUGGCUCACAUUAACAUGUUAACUCCCAAAGGUAAUGAAAUGGUAUCUUUUCCCUUAAAAAUCUGUUCAUUAUCCAGCAAACAGGUAAUCAGAAUACUAAAAUUUGUCUGGUAGAAAAUGUUAUCUCAAUCUAACACCAAAUUCUUGUAACUGAUGUACAAGGAAAUGUUAGCAGCUAGAUGGGAGAAUUAACAAUCAGAUUCUGGGAGUGAAAGGGUUAUUAACACAUUGAAAACUUCACAAUGAUCUUAAUUCUUUGGUCUUUUCUCUAAAAGUACUGCAAUGAAACUUUAUUAAAUAAAUACAAGCUAUUAUCUAAUGAUUAGAGGAGACAAAAUCAGGAUAACUAUGGAAGAAAAUGACAAUCUAUCCAAAGCUGUUUAGCAUUGAUGUAAAUUUCCUUAGCCUUUGUUUAACAGUGGCAGUAAGAAAACCUUAGUUCAUGUAACAUAUCUCAGUUUACUACAUAACAUCCACUUUGUGUAGUUAUAGUACAGUGGGCUUAAGAUACUUUCCAUAGCAAGAAUGAAAAAUUUUUAAUUUUUUUGUUUUGUUUUGUCUUGUCUUUGUUUUUGUUUUGGUUAUACUUGCAAAGGCUUUUGUUUUUGGUUAUGCUUGCAAGGGCUAGGACUAUUUGGAGCCAAAUAACCAUUAUGUACACUCCGUUUAGUCAAAGCUUAAGGUAAUCAUAGUAACUUGCCUGUAGUUUUGUCAAUACUAGCGUGGUUACACAGUAAGUUGUAAAAAAAGAUAAAGGUCAACCUUAAGAUUUGAUCCUAACUUGUUUUGGAAUCUGUAGGUAAAAUCUACAUCUAUGACCUGCGUAGCGGAUCCAGUCCAGUCAACACAAGAGUGGCACACAAAACAUCUGUUCAAUCACUUUCAUUCCAGUCAUCGACAAAGGUUAGGAAAGUUAAGCCUGUCUUUACCCAGCCCUGGUUUUGUAUUUUUCAACUCUAAGGACAAAUCAGCAUUUCACUUAAACUAUAAUUAACUGUUUGAGUGACUUUUUAAUUGGAGGGUGAAUCAAAAAUAAAGGCAGUGGAUUGUAAAUUUGGGAAAUGCCUAAGAAAUGUCAAACUCAUAAAUUCCUCUGAACUCAGUUUGGUUAGAACCUCUUCUUCUGGUCCUGGUAGUCCUUAAAGAAGAUUUUAUGGAAAUUUCUGUUUGAGAAAUGUUGUAGGUUGAAAUACUUGUUAUGGCAAAAUAAUCAGUAAAGGCCUUUUAAGAAUAUAGAAGAGAAGAGGAAGUGAGGUGUUUUGAAGAAAUAGGGUGCUCAAUGGAAUAUUCUGUUGGCUGACAAGUUUAUAUGGAUGGAGGUAAAGCUAGGCUAGGGAUUAAACUGGGCAGGUGUUAGUAGCUGGAGUGAGAAAGCCUAAAAUUGCUGCAAAUAUGGUUGUGGCUGACUGUUGCUAACAAAUAAUGCCUUGCCUCUGUCUACCUACAGGUUAAUAGUUUAGGAAAUAGCAAAAGCUCCAAACCUGUGACUUCAAAUACUAAACCUACACCAAAUCCAGUGCCAACAGAAGCACAGCCUGCUUCAACAAGCAUUGUACCAACCAUUACAGCUGUCAAUGUACCAGAUCACACUUCACACACUCCACUAUCAAAACAAAAUGGAAUUAAAAAUGAAGAAUCAGAGGAUUUAUUCUCACCUUUAAGAGAAGGUUUGUACAUCAGUGUUUCAAGAGCCAAUAAGAAGCAAAUCGAAGGCAGAUAUUUUUUACCUAAUGUAGUGACUAAGAAAAAAUUCUUUGUAUGGUUUUCUACCACUAUUUAAUCAACUAUCAGUGAAAUGCCAAAUGAAAGUGUGAGUUAUUCACUGGGUGAGAAGUCCACAUUGGAAACACUUGGGCAUUGUUGGUCUGCCAGGAAGUAACCCAACCAGUAACAUGAUUUUUUUUUUCUAGCAAAAUUUUAAUUGUUCUUUGAUAAUGGGUUGCGUACAUAAAAAUUGUACACAAUUAUUCUAUUAGUGAAUCACUCUCAUAUUUGAGUCUUAAAAAGGGUUAAAAUUGCGGAGUCUUUUGAUAUGUUCGCCAAUUUUUUGCUUUUAGAUCUGCUGCUCUUGUCCUUGUUCUUUUCCUAAGGUUAAAAGGUCUCUCUCAGCAGUUUUAUGUUUACUAAGCUAGUUUUCAGAAUUUUACCCUGAGUUGAAAAAAUUCUUGUACUGAUUCUACAAAAGUUUAUGUUACUUAAAGGAUUUCUUGACCAGUAGUUGAAGGAUCAUUAAGCUUAUCUAUCUUACCCUUUUACCCAUAAGAGUGACUAGCAUCUUUUUUCUCCUUAAACAAUAUCACCCCUGAAUCAAACAUAAAGGUUACAAGAAUAAAGGAAAUGAUGACCUAUGAAAGAAGCUCUGGAUUGUUAAACAAAUUCUUCUUGUCAGAAUCUUAGGAAAUGUAUAGGGAACAGUAUGGGGAAUAUGCACACUAAUGUUAGGGUGUAAAGGGGUUAAUACAUAUACAAUGUAGAUGAAUUAGCAAAGAAGAAGCAGUCAUUUAACACCUUUCUCUAUCACCAUUGUUUCAAAAGUUAAUACUUCUUUAUUUCUUUUUAUUAGUCAAAACAGCAGCUGUAGAGGCUCCUAGUAGGCAAACUAAUGAGCCACCCCUCCCUGGUUCAGGAGAGGCAUCUCCUUCAUACAACUUAAAAGAAAACAAUCCACCAGAUGGUAAGAUGCAUGUGUUUCUUUGUGCAUAGUUUUCUUAGUAGUGACCUAUCAUUAGGCAAAAUGUUGAAGAAUAUUAUUUAUUGAGUAUCAUGAAGCAAAAUUGAACAAUGUUAUACUUGAUUUCAUAAUUCAAGUUGGAAUUUAUGACAAAAAUUUCACAACCUUGAUGUUACUUUAUUUCUGGAAGAUGGCAAGUACUGUCAGUCUAUCAAUUGUCUUUCAUGUUGUCUACCAAUACAAUACAAUACAAUAUUUAUUUGCCAUAUACGACAUUUACACAUGGAAAAAAAAAAAAAUGAAGAAAAUUGAUGACAGAAAAUAAAUGGCGAGGAAACCUGAAAGAAACCACGAGGCUUAUAACAAGUCAGGCUUUCUCACUUAAAAUAGCUAAUCUUAUAUUAGAAUUACAAUAUGGACUUAUGGUAAUUAACUUUGACCGCGCACAUGUACACACACACACACGCACACACAUAUUAACUAAGUUAGUUAAGAAUUACUGCCUUACAGAAGCUAAUACCAAUUAUAUGAAGGUGCUUUUAAUACAUGUUAGGAAUUCAUUAUAGAAAAUGACUUGCCUUGAGAGAAUGGUGUGAGGUAAUGACCAAUGAAUGUAGAUGAUUUGAUCCAGCAGACUUAUGGAAUAAAGGCAAAAUUAAAGUAAUGAUAAUUUGUUAUUAAAAAAUACAUCAGUGGGAAUGGGUAAUUUUUACUCCCCUGGAAAAGGAAGGGCUAAAUGUUUUUAAACAGAGGUUUGUUUUGAAGCAUGAAGUAUAGUUUGGAGCAGGUCCUUGUAACUGCAAUUUUGUGGUUAGACUGUAAUUGUAUGCUAAGAAAAUCAAUAAUUUAUUGGUAGGUUGAUACCUGAUGAACAAUCAUCUUUGUUGUAUAGAAAUGCUCUCAGUUCAGUUCCAAAAUUCUUCUAGCUAAAGCACAUGGUAAAAUUCAUUGAAAGAAAAGUUGAAAGAUCAGGGUUUAAAAUUUUUGUUUGAAGAUGUAUAAUUUUGAUCAAUACCAUAUUAUCAAUGACAAAGGAAGAUAAGAUACAAUUCUUAUAUUUUGGGCCCUUUUCUUGCUAUGGAAUAUUUAGUUUAAGAUUGCAGUCAUUACAUAUUUUAAGCAAAAAAACUUCUUAAAAUAAACAUUUCCAAAGUAAAACUAUGUCUAUUCAGUGGUUCAAUCAGUGCAAUGGUAAUUUUUACUGAUGAAUGAUGUGUGCUCGUUGGGACGUUUUCCCAAGAAAAGAUUCUUCAGCUUACAUGGAAAUACAUUUUACCACCUAUUUACUGUAUACACUAUGUUAGUCUGCAAGGAGAGGUCCUCACCUCAUUGUAAUGGAGACUUCAAUAUUACAAGCUCCUUACAGUAAUUUCACACAUGGUAUAUUUCAGUAAUAAUAUUGUUUCAGUGGUCACAGGUGGCAUUUUUGUUUCUAUCUUUUGACAUUGUUAUAUCUUCUCCAUAUUUAAAGCAACUUUAUUAAAAUUUUUAUGACCAAAGAGAAACAGUUAUAGCAAAGAAGAUUCUUUGCAUCUAGAGUUACUCUCUAAGUGGGAGAGCUGUGCUUAGUAAAUUUUUUUCAAACUGAAUUAUUUUAACAAAUAAUGAUUAGAGUUUCACAAGGUGAUGAUUUAUCAUGAAUUUGUUAUAAGGUAAGAACAAUAUUGUAAGUCUGAAAUGAUAUAUUAAAUAUUAAGUUAUUUUACAUUGAAUUUCAUUGUAAAAAUAAGGCCAUUUGUCUAAAUUAUGGAAAAUCAUCGUAAAAUCAAUUUCUUUAUCAUUAACAGAUCUAUGUUUCUCUCUAAACUGUUUUGUAAAACUCCAUUGCUUGUCAUGUGUGUAUUUAAUACUAUCUGCAGGGGCUUUGCUCUUGCAGAGAUGUCCAGGGGAGUAAGGGUAGCUUGGGGGCAUCUCUCAUGUUGAGAUUUUCUCAGGCAAUUCUUAAUACUAAACUGAAAACCAAGCAAUACAAACAAAGAUGAACAGAAAACACAGGUCCACUGAUGUAUACUUCAGACCCUAUUCAGGUUUAUUCUGUUCCCUUUUCUUCUACAAGAGGGUAUAUAAUAACUUUGAUAAGUUUUCUUAAAUUUUGCAGUUUACAACACUAAUGCAACAACAUGUUGCUUAUAAAGAAAUUUUGUAUUGACUGGAUUGUUAAAAAAUAGUUUUAUUCUGUUAGAGAAUGAAGUGAGGGGGAAGCAGUUUUUUAUUCCUAAAUAUAGAAGAUUCCCCUAACCCAGAGGUUUACUGUCGCUUUCUGGAGUUUUCUUUUUUAACUUUUAGUGAUAGAGAAAUAUUGCCAUGGCAUUUUUGCUUGAAUUUAGAAGUACAUAAAAUUCACCUAAUUAUCAGUCACCUGCAAGUUUAAGAAAAUAAGUUUAGGUUGAGACUCUAUUUUCAACUAAAUUCAAAUCAUUUUGCCUGCUUAAGGUGAAACCAUCUACCAUAGUUAAGCAAGAAAGUUUGAGAUGCUCACAGAAUUUUGCAAAGAUCAUCAAAAAGGUGUAACAUCUACUUCCCAAUUGGACUUCACUUGUAAAUUAACACCAGUACCUACGCAUGUCCUAUCACAAUGUCAUUUGAAUCUCAGUCUAUAAAUCUGUAGAGAUUACAUGGAUUUUUCCGGGAAAGAGUAAUGGUAAAGGACAGUCAAAUUGUGAAAUUGAAUAUGUAGCAUAUCUUGUCUCAGUGUUUCGCUUAGAUGCUUCUCAUUUGUUCAUGAAUGUUUCUUGUGAAAGAAACAGAAAUGGACAAAACCUGUCAGCUUUUUUAUUUGUUUCUGAUAUUUCAAGAUGUAUAGGAUUAAAGUUUGGCAUACUAUUUUAUAAUCAUUAAAAAAAAAAAACUUACCGAGUGGAAACUACAGCUCUGUCUCAGGCUUUUGUGUAUUCUUAGUUGUUGUUUAGCCCUUGUUUAUAUUGUUUGCAGUGUUAUGGAGCAAUCUCUGAGUUGAUGCUAAAUAAUUAUUUCAAUCUUUAAUUUAAUUAAUCAGAAGUGAUUGUGGAACAGUGUGAGUUUAAAUUCAUCAACUGAUUUCUGUUAUAGGAUCAGGAAUAUUUUCUCCAAUUGGGAGCAAUCUGUCUUCCCUGUCAACCAGACAGUUGCAUCACCCUGCUGAAGUGACAGCCACAACAAAAAACAGUUUACGUCAAGAUUUGAACUCACCAAGAACACUUGCAGUAACCACAGCAAAUGAAGCAACAGCUUCAACUGUUCAAAGUAACCGAUCACCUGGUGCCAGAGCCCACACUGACUCGAGCACUGGUCAGGAUCUGGUGGGUGACAACAGAACCAAAUCCUCAUCAGAUGCUGUUUUCAGUGGGAAUCUGUCACCCAGUAUUACUAGGGCCCAGUUUGAGAGAAAUCAGAGAAAACGUUUUUCUGGAGAAUAUGCUGAUUCACAGGUUACUAAAGGGAGCCUACAUGCUGAGGCAGAUGUACAGCAACCAAUCAGUAUCUCACCCUCUGGAUCUAUAAGAAGUGAAAAAUUAGUUGCACAACUAGAAAGCAGUGGGCAAAAGGUAUUUUGUCAUUUUCUUUGAUAAAUAAAUACAAGUAACCUGAACACGAGCUGAGUGGUUCAUUCUCUCAUGAUAAUUGUUCCUCCUCUUCCUGAAUGGAAUGUCUGUCCAUUUCAAGCUUUAUAUACCUCCAUGGUUUCACCACAUUCCUGGACAAUUUGUUGAGGCCUAUUUGUUCUCCAGGCAAGGGAGAUUCAUUGUAAGGUUAAAGGUGUUUUGCCCAAGGGAAAAAAGACAUACCCAGGGCUUGUCCCGGAUUAGGAGGUCUUAUAGGUAAAAACUGUUGCUAUUAGAUAUAGGUUUUGUCAGAUUAACCCUUGGUAUUAAGUUGCAUCAUAUUUGGUAUCUGCAUGCACAGCAAAAUGUCAGUUUUUACCCUAAAUUCAACAUCUCUUUCAUUGCCUCCAUUUUCUGCUUCCUUAUUCAGCAAGAAACUUUCCAGGUCCUAGUACCUUUUACAGGUAACCUUUUGUGGAAUGUAAAUAUAUUACAUUGACAGGAAGAUAACAAGUAAAUUAAAGCAAUUAAGCAAACAAUAAUCAACAGUUGAUUGUAACUACAUUUAGCUAUCAAUUAACCCAUAUAUGAGAUGAAAUGUAUUGACAUUAUCACUGCUUGAUCAUCAGUAACACUGUAAUGUGUCUUAAUGUUCUUCAGUCACCUGGAUCUCCAUCCAAUCACAGAAGGUUAGCAGAUGAUGGUUCAAGAAUACGUGAUCAGUCUGUUGGCCAAAGUACAGGACCUAAAGUACCAGAAACAGGUUAUUAGGCCAUUGUAAUUAAUUGGCAAAUAUUUCAAUAACAAUAUAUGAAACAGUUAUUUUUUAUUUUAAUUCUUGUCUCCACUUCAAGAUAGAGGAUUUUAUUUUCUGGUAAGUUAAUAAAGAGAUAAAGUGGAAUUUGUGAUAAGAGGCACCAUUUUCAGCUGUCACCAUGUAUUAAGUGGUUGGUUUUCAAAGUCCCAAAAAUUUCUUUCACUUAAGUACUGCAAUUUUCACCUCUAUAAAGUGUUCUCUUCUGUAAGCAGCCUCGGUCACCCUUAACUGAGUCGUAAUGGCCUGCUUGUCUUCCACCUGUAUUAAUAAACAGUCACUUUAUGUGGAACCAGCCUAAUUAUAACUAUGAAUAAUCUCUGAUAUCAAAAUUAUUCCAUGUUUAUCUCCUGAGAUAAAUGCUAGCACUUUGAAUUCAAAUGUUCUUAAUGCAUAGUAGAUUAUCUUUCUUCUUGAUACUAUGAGGACAAAAUGGUGUCUUUAUUGUGUUUGACCUCUGCUCUGUGAAGGCUUUAUUUGGUAUCCAGUCAAGUCACCAACAGUUCAACUCGUCAAUGUAUAAAAUCGAGUAGAGACAUCGGCACGUUGGUCUUCAAUCCAGUACAACUUAUUAGAAGUUAAACAUAUAGAAAAGUAAAAGAUUGUUAGUAAAAAAAACAAUUUUUUUUUCUUCCAACAAAGUUUAUAAGGAUCCCAUAGUGAAUAAAGCAAGGUAAACAUCACCAAUGAUUGUGAAAUCUUCAGAUGCAAAUGAGUUAUUGUGUGACAACAAUGCUGUAAAGAAUCAUCAUGUCAAACUUUAAUAGAAAAUUCUUUUUACUUCCAACAAAGUUUAUAAGGAUCUCAAGGCAAAUAAAGCUCUAUACUAUUUAUAGAUACUUAUUUAGUAUAGUUUUUUAAUAAAGAUCUUGUCAAGAAAGUCAAGUUUUUUUUUUUUAAAUCUGAGCGAUUGACAUGAUGAUUCUUUACAGUGUUGUUGUCACACAAUAACUCAUUCGUGUCUAAAGCUUUUUUGGUUAUUAGAGAUCCUUAAAAACUUAAAAAUAUUGGAAGAAAAAAAUUGUUUUUUUACGAAAGAUCUUUUACUUUUCUUUAUGUUUAACUUCUAAUAAGUUGUACUGGAUUGAAGACCAACCCGCCUACGUCUCUACUUGAUUUUAUAUGUUGGCAAGUUAGCGUUGGCGAGUUGAACUGUCAGCAACUUGACUGUAAUUCCUUUAUUUAGCUGUUAACCUGUGUUAAGCAGACACCCUGCCAUUCUCUGUGGGUGACCAGUUAAUAUGGGUUUAACUGUAGUUUUCAAUUUUAACUGAGUUUUAACUCAAUAGAAAGAAGAUCUUGAUUAGUAGUUUCAAUUGUAAUAAACGUUUUUUUUUUGUUUGUCAAAUCUUUUUCAGUGUCACCUGGUGAGAGUUUAAUAUUUGAUAAUGUAAAUCAUAGUCCAGAUCCUUUACCAAGUGGAGCUGUUGGUAUGGCAACUACAAUUACUGAUGUGGGUGCAAUUGGUGCCAGUAAUGCAGGCUUAUUACCAUUUCAAGUACAAUUUAUUAAGAACCUGAUUGAUGAAUCACUGGAUGAGUUCAGGUAUAAAAUUUGAUUGAAUUUGUGAUUCAUAUGGAAACAUUAUCAUCAAUCUUUCAAUGCAGGGAUUUCAAUAAAACCCAGUUGCCAGCUCUCUACCAUUGCUCUCUAACAUUUUUUUUUUUUGUUUUGGGGGGGGACGUUUCCUUACUGUGGAGCUACCUAUUCCCCCAGCUGCCAAUGGGAAAAGUUAUUUAAACCACAGCAAUGUCGUAUGGAAAAAUAUUUUUUGCUGUCAGUUGAAAAAUCUCUUGUGGAGUUGUCAAUAAAUCUAAGUACAUAGGAUAUUUAUAAAUUGAAUUUGAUUUUUCUCAUGAGGUUCAUUUACCUUGCAAUGUUUAUUUUAUUUAUUAUCAUUAUUUAACUAUUAGUUUUGUUUACUUUUAGUUCAACAUAUUUUUCUUUGUAUUGGUAGGGUUGCAUUACACAGGGACAUUGUUAAUGUACAGGUUGAAAUGCUGAGACAGUUUCAAAUACAGAAAGUAAGUCUGGUCUUUUUGAAACCUCUAAAAAAAAACCUUGUAAUGUUAGCUUUAAUUUUAGGUAAGCUAUGUGUGCAUGGAUGGUUAAAAAUGCAAAGGAAGAAGAAUUGGUGAUAAAUUAUGAUCCUGCCUGAAGCAAUCCUUGUUUUCUUUACAAAGAAUUGUAUUAUAAAUAUAUUUUGCUCUUUCUUAAAAUGUAAAACUAUUGCUAUAGCAAUCUAGCUCUUAUAGCUUUAAACUGGAUCUGAAUUUAAGUCAGGGCUCUAAGCUCAAAUGUUUUCAAAGUUUCCAUUUGGUAACCUAAAAUCAUCAAAAGGUAACUAAAAAUGAAACUUUUUCUGGAAAAAAGAAAACACGAGCUGGCAAUAUUUUUAUGUUCAUCAGGUAUUCUCAAAGCUCGGCACUAGAGAAACCAAAGGGAGAGAGAGAAAAAUUUUCAAAAAGAAACAUUGGAGCUCUCAUUAUAUUUUAUGCAAAUUUUAUUCAUACUGAGACCAUAGGCACAAAUAAUAAACACAUUAGAGUUUGCUACAUUGCAACUUAACAUUGGUUGUCAUAUUGGUGAGUUAGUUUAAUUGCCAAAAAAGUGGCAGCCAAAAUAGUGACAGCUUGAAGCUGUCAUAGGUGGUUCUUCUCAGCUCUAAACCUUUUCAUAAGGAUAAAACAAAGGAUUGAAGCCUUCUAAAGCAAAGCAGUAGUAUAGUGCAUAAUCUGGAAAUAUAAAUGACACAACUCGUGUCUAAAACACAGUUAGACAGAUUGAGAGUGAUUUCAUAGUUACUGUUACAUUUCCUUCAUACAAAUAGGUGAACUAGUGAAGCUAUAGUAACAGCUCUAUAGUAACAGCUUUGCUAAUUUUUUUUAACAGAAUGAAUUAAAAGGGAUGCUAGAAAAGUAUUCAGUCAAUGAAGCCUUGAUCUCUGAGAUUGAAAGAUUAAAAGAAGAGAACAAUAGACUUAAAUCCAAAUAUUGAGACUGUUGGGUAAGUUCUUUUUAUCUUUUUCAGCAGUAACUGUUUUCAUCAAAAGUCAUCAGCAUUGAUUUAUUUGGUCACUAUGUUUUUUUUUUUAAACUAAUUAUUUUAAAGAUAACAUGCAUUCAGAGAGCUCCUUGAACAAACUGUAGCACCAUUGUUUGUAUCUUUGAUUAUCAUGAACUUUCACAAUCAUCAUUUUCUACUAACUAUGGUCAAAUCAAAGGUACAUGUGGGUUCAUCAUUAGUCGCCAGUAGUGUAACUACUUCCAGUUUCCCUGUGGUUUUUGUAAAUGCCUUCCUCAAACCACUAGUGGUUAUGGUCAAAUCAAAGUUAUGUGUGUGUUCUUUCAAAGUUCCUAGGAGUGCACCUUACUUUCAAUAUCUGCAGUUUGAUAAAUGCCAUCCUUAAGGUACUAUUGGUGAUUAUUUAAAAUAUACCUUUAAAAAAAAAAUGUUUAGAUUUGGUAGUUGCUUCAACAGGUAGAAAAAUUGUCUGAAGUUAAUUGCUUUUAUCAGAACACCAAUUACUAGAUUGUGUAUGAAAUUCAAAUGAUGAGAAUCCAUCAAUUUAGUGUUUAUCAUUGACCCACAUUAUUGCUGGUAUCAGUAGUUCUUUCCAAUCUUAUAUUUUCUAAUUCCCUCUAAAAUAUCAUCAUACAUGAAGUAUGAAAUAAUGGAACCGUCAAUGACAAUCAAUUUAUUGUUUUCUUGAUCAACAGCAGCUGUUCCUUUUACACACAGUAGAUUGAGAGAUACAGUACAGACACGACUGACAGAGAUAUGCAUUGAAUAUAUAUCACAUAAAAUUCCAUGUUUGUUGUUGUAGUUUUACAGUUUUAAGAAACAAUGAUAAUCAAAUGGCUUUCAUUUAAUGAUUGGCUAGCAAGAAUUAUCACAUCAGGGUUUUAGUUGACUUGGCAAGCAUAGUGGAAUUCAUACAAAAUGAAACCUACCAAGAAAAUGCACAGUUAGUUUGUAUCCACUUGAAAGAGUUUUCUAUUUAUUUAUUUAUUUCUUUUUGUACAUUCUUGCAUGCUUGCCCAGCUGACUUUUUAUUAAUUCUAUCCAAAAUGAGGUAAAUUCUCUUAGACCUGUGAUUACUUUUUUAAGAACAACUGGUUAAAAAGGAAUGAUUGGUGUUGCUUUUGUUUUGUAGGCCAAGUAUGUGCCAGUAACCCUUAAAGUGCCACUAACUCCAAAAAUUUUUUUGAACAAAAUAAAUCUCCUUGUCCUGUGGAUAGCAAAGUGGCAUCUAUUCAAGGGUUUUUUUUCUAUGAAUUUUUAAAGAUACUGAAAUGGCCUCCUUGAUAACAACUGAGAAUUAGGGGAGUUGGGACAGGUUGACUUAUGACAGCAUCCCAAGAACCUAUUUGACAUUAUUCACAUCAUUUAGUAAGAAAGCAGUCACAUAAUAACCUAGGAAAGAACCCUAGAAGUAUGCUGGGAAAGUGAGGUUUCGGAGGCUGCAGCAAUACAGUUUCCUUAGAAGAUGGUCCACUCUUCCUACCAUCUGGCAUUUGGAGGACAAUUUCCCUGAAGUAAAGAAAUGCAUAGGAAAAUAGGGUUGAUUUCUCUUAUUUCUGUUGUCGGGCUAGCAUGACUCCUGCCAUUGGCAAGCAGUUUUAUGUCUUCUGCCUUCAGAAUUUAGCUCUGACCAGGAUAUCUUUUAAUGACUUUCCUUUUCAAUAUCAUAACUAGGGUGGCUUCAUUCGACCUUGUUCAUUUAGCUUUUGAUUCUUGAGCUAAUUUUUUGACAUCACUUGUUUUUAAAUGGAUUGAAUCUGUGGUCAAUGACACUAUGUUCCUUGAAACUUGUAUUACAUUUGGCUUUCUUGUGUUUGCUUACUCUUAUGAGGCUUAAUGCAAUUGCAAAAAUUCUUUCACUGUGAUGAUCAGUAAAACAAGGAAAUGUAUUUUAUCAAAGAAAUUUUUUGGGGGUUAGUGGCAAUUGAAUAUUGUACUUUAGACUUACAAUGAAAAUCUGAUUGGUCUAGGGCAAUCAAUCAAUCAAUUUACAAUAGCUAGUGAAGUUGACAAGAUAAAUACAAGAUCUGCAGCUGAUAUUGCAUUUAUCAUGUUGAGAUCAAAGUGUGCUUAGUCUCCAAGCCCAUCAUCCAUAUAGUGUUCUCAAACUUUUGCAGCCUGAGAGAGGACCUCAAAACUAAUUCUUUUGUAGAUUGUUUUUUACAUGUGUGAAAAAACAAACCUUUAAUAUGAAAAAAAAAACCUUUAAUAUGAUGUGAUAAAUUCUCAAGCCUUGUGUGUGUCUUUUUUUUUUGCCCUAGCCUUUGGCUUCAGUAGACAAGUCAGACCUUGGUUUUUAUAAUUUAGGAUAUCAUGCCCAGCCUCAUCCACCAAUUGCUUAUUAUUUUGUGCAUAAGAAAUCGGUAGUGCAAGCUAUAUUUCAUCCAUCAUAAUGUUUGUAAAUGCAUGUUACAAAAUAAAUUACAGAGGUCAAAUAUUUUCUAGUACCAGUAAACAUAACUGAAAUAAUCUGUGCACAUUUUACUUAACAGAAAGGGUUUUCUACAUUUCAGCUCAUUUGAAGAAUCAAUUGAGGAUUGUAGUGAUAGCUGUAAUCUUUGCUGAUGUGUUAAUGAUUGACCUUUUUCUGAUUUGCAGGGGGAGUAAUUUUUUGUGAUAGCAUUGAAGAAUUUUGAAGAUUGAAAUAUGUUUUGGCAUGAUUCAUUCAUUAUAGGGAAAAUUGUGAAUGUGCAGAAUCCUAUUUGUAGAUGUGGAACUUUAAAUUGAGUUGUUAGAAUAUAGGAAUGGUUCCUUUUCUGCCGUAUGUUUAUAUUCUUAAUCAAAUGACAAGUUCAGCCAUAGUCUAAAGAGACGAAAGAGUCGUAAAUAUUUAAUAAUUAAAUAAGGCUGAGGAGUAUUUUCUUAGGAUUCAAUGCAUUGUGAAUAAAAGAUUGAACUCCAGUUUAUUAUCUUGCAUCUUUCAUCUCGAUAAAUUGAUAAAUAAAUUUUAAUUAUUUAAUUACUCAAGAAAUGAAAGUAUUUGAAAUUCUCAAAUGCAUUUACAAAAUAAAGCAGUAUGACUAAGACAGUAAGAUAAUGAACAUGAGCAUAAAUCUUCUGGCAUUUUAUCACAAAUGCUUCAAUCUGAUUGACUGCCU
Messenger RNA from Pocillopora meandrina, 19821 nucleotides. The record is from the annotation of a GenBank genome assembly. Lineage: Eukaryota; Metazoa; Cnidaria; Anthozoa; Scleractinia; Pocilloporidae.